Molecule: messenger RNA, 2604 nt
Organism: Malus domestica (apple)
Lineage: Eukaryota; Viridiplantae; Streptophyta; Magnoliopsida; Rosales; Rosaceae
Molecular function (GO): RNA binding
Source: RefSeq, a predicted model, not a curated record
UUUCCUCUUUUUUUCCAACUUUUGCUUUUUUCGCCCUCUCUCUAGUUUCCUCUCCUCUUUUCUUUUUGUUGAUCUCUGACCCAAUUGUCUGUCUGUGUGCUAUCAAUACCCUCACCACCACCACCACCAAGUUUACCAUCGAAAUCUCAAACAAGAUCCCUCUUCUUCUUCUUCUUCUUCUUGUACCAGCAGCAGCUACUAGGGCUAGAGCUAGAUCUACUAGUAGUGUAGGGCAUGCCAAUUAGUGGUAGCUAGCUAGAUAUCUAGGACUCUCUUCUUACUAGUAACACCAACACCACCGCACAGGAUUUCCAAGAUACCGACCGAGAGCUGAUAUCAUCAUAUCGUUCGCGAUCAAUCGAGAAUUGAAGAUGACUCCAGCUAAUCUGGCAGGGCAGUUUGGCGACACGACUUACACCAAGGUGUUUGUUGGCGGGUUGGCAUGGGAAACCCAGAAGGAAACCAUGAAGAAAUACUUUGAACAGUUUGGUGACAUCUUGGAGGCUGUUGUUAUCACUGAUAAGGCCACUGGGAGAUCUAAGGGCUACGGAUUUGUAACUUUUCGCGAAGCCGAAGCUGCGAUGAGGGCUUGUGUGGAUGCUGCUCCCGUGAUUGAUGGGAGGAGGGCUAACUGCAACCUUGCUUCUCUCGGUGUUCAGAGAUCCAAGCCUUCAACUCCAAAGCAUGGUGGAGGGGGGGGAGGCAGGAGCUUUGGGAGGGUAAUGGGGCCAUUCCAAACAGGGUUUGGAGGAGUGGGAUCAGCUUUUCCCUCUGCGGCAACCUUCCCUCAUUAUGCCAUCCAACAAGGGAUACCUUACAAUCUUUAUGGGUACUCUUCAUACUCGCCAGACUACACUUAUCCUACGAACUACUAUGGUUUGUAUGGAGGGGCAGCAGGCCAGUAUCCUAUGUACGGAACAAGCCCUGCAACUGGGAUGGUGGCCGGAGCAGCAGCGGCGGCGGCGGCAUUUUACCCCUAUCUUUCAUAUGGAUCAGAAGGGAAUGGAGGAGCCGCAGCAGGUGCGUAUGGUAGCUCAGGUGUGCCGAGCUAUGCAACUGGUGUCCAAUACCCCCACCAGCAGCAGCAGCUUUUUCAGUAUUCGACCAUGAAUUCAAGUGGAGUUGGAGGCUACCAGCACUAUGGUCCUCCCAUUUCUCUUGCGCCCUCGCCCGCCUUGCAGUCACCAGUGUGUUUUGCUGUGCCACAGGCGUAACCGUGGCCCUUCCUGCACCAAUUCCUCAUCGCUAGUUCAUCCGAAAGUGCGUGCGUGCAUGCAUGGCUUCAAUUUAUUUGAAACUCGAUUCCACCCUCAUCGGCUGCAAAUGCUUCUGAGUUUUCAGCAACCUCUGGCCUAACCAUGGUUCACUUCUCCAUCUCUCUCUCUCUCGCCGUCUAACACACAAUUAAUUAGCCCAAGCAAUUGGCAUUUGAGCUAAUUAAUUUGCACACAUACAAAGUCUCCCAAAGGGGCUACAUGAAAUCAUUCCAUCUCCACAAUUGGCUGGGGUACGUAGGUACGCGCAUCUCAUGCAUACUCAUGCAUUUCAUUUUCCCCUUGAAGAGUUCCUUUGAAGAGGAACUAAAGCAUCCUUUUAAACACCAACUCAGGCUACUGGGUUUAGCCAAGUUGGAAAAUAGUUUUCGUUGUUUACCUUAAAAUUCUUAGCCCUGGAGAGGCUGAGGCAACAAAAGAAAAAUGUAACUUUUGGCCCAGGAAGGCUAAAGAAAUGCAUAAAAUGGCUUGCGAAUAUUGUAAAUUCAAAACAAAUAGCAAGCCCCUCACUUUUGAAAAUUUUCAAUCCAAAAAUGUUUAAUCCCUCAAUCUUCAGCUAAUCAAUCACCUCAAACAAAAAGAGGCGCGCAAUUUUGGGGAAAAAAACAUGGGCAUGGAAUGCCCCAGUUGUUUUGGCUGUUAGCAACUAGUCUUAGGAUUUUGAAACUAGCUAGGAGCAGUGAUGUUUCUAUAAAGCUUUACCUAGUUUUUGUCAACUUUCACAUAAUAUGUGUCUAACCAACCAACGUUGGAUCUUUUUUCCUUUAGGGUAAAGGGAAGAAAAUCCCUAACUCUUGUUCGUUUCUUGUAAAUUCAUCAAGUGUGGCUAAACUAUUGGAGUUUUAGCCCCAUUUCACUAAUUUAAUUUUAGGAGGGAUAGUUUUUAGCAUUAGCUUUUAGCUAUAGCUGGUACAAAUCUCAUCAUCCUUUUGAGCACUCCACUAAUGGGUGUGGAGCUCAAAAGCAUCUGCAUGUAAUCCUCGGGAGAUAUUUUGGUUCCCUUGGGUUCUUCUCCACUAACGCACCAACCAUGGUUAGGACUUAGGGCUUCCUUACUCUUCUCUCUCUCUCUCUCUCUCUCUCUCUCUCUCUCUCUCUCUCUCUCUCUCUCAUGUUCAUCUACUACUUGGAAAUGGACCUUGAUACCCUUUUAAUUAUGUGUAAGUCUAUGCUUUGGAUUGUAAUUAGGGAUCCUAUUAAGGACAGUUAUGAUUCAUUCUCCAUCGCUGCUGGUUGAGAAUGGAUAUGCUACUCACUACUAUGCUUUAAAUUGAGACUUUUUUGUUUAAUAUUCUGAUGAUGAUAUUAAUUGAGACUUUUAAUUGCUUAA